CUUUGUUAUUGGAAAGUCUUUGUAGAUAUGCUGCGGUUAUCAUUUCGACCAUCAGGUUCCUGUUCCUUAUAGACACUUAUGCGUAAAUAGUGCAUUAUCAUCUCAACUAUAAGAUCGCUGAGCUUCCAUGAUUGUCUGGCCGAAGCGAAUUUCCCUCUCCAGAUGUCGAAGUGAAAUGAAGCAGUAAAGGGCGCGUUGUUGUGUUGACCCAAAAUACCACGCUAUGGGUAGGAGCAUUCGCCAUGGCGGCAAGUAAUAGAAUGAUAAUAAGUUGAGUUGUGUCGGGUAAGAACUAGACGAUUCACUCCAGACUUUGUACCACCGAACAAAGACACACGUUAUAUCUACGUCUUUGCGCCCGCCAUGCUCUGUCCCUUUCAUCUCGACAUUCGAUCUCUUCUAUAAAAGCUUCUUUUGCUUCACACAACAUCUUCUUAAGAUCCAGCCGUCCUCAACAUGGCGCCUGGAAUGGUCUCAAAUUCUGACCUUCCACAGGUGUUGCCUGAGACGGACCUAUCGUCUGAUCAAGUGAAGUCUCCGGUUAUAUGCGCUCAAGAAAUCCAGGAUCAUCCUCGCGGGGAUGAGAUUCGGCGUCAGGUCGAAUAUUACUUCUCCGAUGCUAAUCUGGUCACCGAUGAAUACUUGCUCGAGGCAUGUAACGGAAUAGAAAACAAGCCCGUCUCCAUUAAGAAAAUAUGCAGAUUCAGUAAAAUGCGGUCCUUCAAGCCAUACACCCAAGUCGUAGCAGCCCUUAGACUGAGCCCCUUUCUGAAUGUUUCCGAGGACGGCAAGGGCAUCAGCCGGAAACUACCGCUCCGGCCAUACCAGCUCGCAGGUGGUGAUGAAGAUGGCGAUUCAGAUCUCGAACUCGAAAACAAGGAGGGUGAGGCAGAAGUGGUUGUGCAGAGCCCGGCCCCGCAACCCAAGAAGUUUGAACCUGUGAAGUCCACAAACCCAAACAUAACGAAAAACCUGGCCAAACCCACAGGCUUCGAAGAGUACCAUGCGGAGGGGCCUAUCACCCCAGCUGAGUAUAAGGACGAUCAGGCACUAUUCGAUCCAGAGUGUUCGUUCUCGGAGCGGAUUGAGUCAGCUAUACAACGAUUCAAGGUUAAGAAAAAACUGCAUCAGGAACAUGCACGUAUCUUCACGGCGUUCAUGAAGUACGGAGGAGUUGAGAUUCGUGCACAGUUUUCCGGACUCGAUCAGAAAGAACUGAAGGAGAAAGACAUUUACGAACUAACACGAUUAAUGGCCACCCACUUUGUGAGCAGUGACAAGGACGAUGACGAGCUCUGGGUAGUAGACUUUGUUGGUGUAGUGAGCGGCUUUCUUUCUUCGCAAUUUCCACUUUUUCACCAGGACUAUUCUCGCGAGCGAGUCAAAAUCGCAACGCAAACUAUUCGUACUUUCUACAACUAUAUUUUGCAUCACAAUGUCUGCCCUGAAUACAACGAUCAGAUAUUCGCUGCACGCAAAAUCUGCGAGUCUGCCGAUGAAGAGUUACUCAAAGUACAAACUGUGGGUUAUGCAUUUCCUGGUGCUUUCAAUGUGGCUUGCUCGGUGCUUUUCGGCGGUUACUAUAAUGGCAAAUACAUCGGCAACCAGCCAUGGGCUCUGGACGGCGACCAGACAGCAAACCCACAUCUAUUCGAAUACGUUCGAUGGACUCCAGGCCAGGGUUUCAGUCAAAAAGAAGCACAGAUCGUGAUGCAGACUGCUGUCGCUGCUGUAGGAACUUAUGACCAGUCAUAUCGACUCACCCAAGAAGAUCUCCAAAAUUUCGACAUGCGUGAAGUGGAAGAUCUUGGACUUGAAGUUGUCAGCAUCGUACUUGCGACACCAGAAGUCUUGGCUUUGUAUGCGGAACUCAAUAAGGAGUAUCAACACAAGCUGGACAUGCGACCACUUGGAAAGAUGGUCUGCAAGCCCUGGUCCAUACCCGACUUCACCCCGCACGAUAUCAGUGCUGCAGCCGCGAAGAAGCGUGUUCUUGACCUAGAUCGUACAUUCGAAUUUUGGAUUGAGGAUGAGAUUUUGGAGGACUGCUUCGUGGGUAUGAAGCUAGAUGGCACUAUCUGGAAGCUCGCGCUGGGAGACGGCAUCUGGAUUCUGGAUAAUGUCAGGGAGGUCUACUGUAGUUUCUUCAAAUGGCUGCCCAACGAGUUGAUCAUGGGUGACCGUAGGAUCCUGCGAGAACCUCAAUGGUAUCCACAUGGUCGAGGUGGUAAGGCAACACCUAGUGAGUCGGGAGAGACUCAGAACGCAAAGGAGAUCCAAGGCGGCGAAGAAGCAAAUGAUUGUUCUGAUGUGGAAGAGGACAAGGACAAGAGGGCUAAUGAAGAGGGGCUCUGAUGUUGCUACGCUGUAUAACCUUGCUGAGCUGGAGUCCUUCCUUUUCUCCAAUGAUGCUUUCGUGAUUUAGUAUUGAACCAGCCCAGCGUUCGUCGCUUUAUCAGGUGCUAUGAAGCCUUCGAAUUUAC
Messenger RNA from Pseudovirgaria hyperparasitica, 2483 nucleotides. RefSeq lists its product as uncharacterized. The coding region runs from base 457 to 2355 and encodes 632 amino acids. Gene Ontology annotation, biological process: regulatory ncRNA-mediated gene silencing. The record is from RefSeq and is a predicted model, not a curated record. NCBI's taxonomy places the organism in Eukaryota, Fungi, Ascomycota, Dothideomycetes, Acrospermales, Acrospermaceae. Gene Ontology annotation, molecular function: mRNA binding. The transcript is spliced from 4 exons. Gene Ontology annotation, cellular component: nucleus; ARC complex.